AUGUCAAACUACGAAGCCUUGCUGAAAUUCAAUAGGAAGGCUGUAUCUAAGGAAAUGGUGCAAUAUCUAGCAUCGACCACAGCUUCCAUUAUCAAAAUUAAGAAGACGAAUAGUAUGAUAGAUAUUGCAUUGCCAGCACCACCGUUGACUAAAUUCAUCAACAGACUGAUCAAGCAUUCUAACGUUCAAACUCCGACUCUGAUGGCUACCUCUGUAUAUUUGGCCAAAUUAAGAUCAAUAAUACCGAGUAACGUUUAUGGUAUAGAGACCACCAGGCAUAGAAUAUUCUUAGGUUGCCUAAUAUUAGCUGCAAAAACGUUAAAUGAUUCCUCCCCUCUUAACAAACACUGGGCCGAAUAUACGGACGGCCUUCUCAUCCUAAGGGAGGUUAAUACUAUUGAAAGGGAACUAUUAGAAUAUUUUGAUUGGGACGUCACCAUUUCCACAGAUGAUUUAAUUACAUGUCUCUCGCCAUUCUUGAAGCCUAUCAAAGAGGAGCAGUUGUACAAAUCGCAAAGAGACUGUCGCACGUUGAAAAAUUUUUCUGCUCAAGAAAAAGACAUAGUAAACAAAACAUCCAUUUCCCAUUCGCGCUCAUCGUCCAAUAUGUCUAUCCCAUCUUUAGCUUCCACUUCGACCCUCUCCACGUUGGAAUCUAGAAGAUCGAAUUUAUCCAAUUAUAGUAACAGAAUACGAACUUUGCCCGAACUACACGAAUCCAAUAACAUUAGCGACAAGUUUUCUCCGCGAACAUACAACAUAGACUCCAAACACGAUAACAAGGAAAAUAGGCCAAUACCGACAAUUAAGCCUUUUAAUUUUAGUAAAGCGCGCCCUGUGAUCUUGAAAACUGGGUUAAACAAACAGAUAAUAAAAGAAGAUACAAAAGUAAAGAAAUCGAAUUGGUCAAAUUACUUCAAAUCGUGA
Messenger RNA from Saccharomyces cerevisiae S288C, 927 nucleotides. It is a transcript of the gene PCL2, whose product is annotated as cyclin PCL2. The transcript has a single exon. Lineage: Eukaryota; Fungi; Ascomycota; Saccharomycetes; Saccharomycetales; Saccharomycetaceae. Gene Ontology annotation, biological process: regulation of establishment or maintenance of cell polarity; regulation of cell cycle. The coding region runs from base 1 to 927 and encodes 308 amino acids. The record is from RefSeq and is marked reviewed. Gene Ontology annotation, molecular function: cyclin-dependent protein serine/threonine kinase regulator activity; protein kinase binding. Gene Ontology annotation, cellular component: nucleus; cytoplasm; cyclin-dependent protein kinase holoenzyme complex.